GAUGUCCAUACUUGUCCAAGAAUCUUCAAGAUAUCUUUCGCUCUCGCAACUUGCUCGCAUCGUAUCUCUUAACCCUAUAUGAUGUAUCGUUGAGGCCCCAGCGGCUUACUGUGAAGCAUUUGACGGCCAGUUGUCCGAUCCUGACGCCUUACCUUCCAGUCACAUUCUUUAUUCUCGCUUUUCUGACCGAACAACGCUCACCUCGCAUCGCCAUGUUGCGCACUGCCAGAUAUACUCCGUCCUGUUGGCCGAGCCUUUGGCACAGUGUUACGCGCAGACAUAUACAAACUGGUUCUUUAUUUUAAUCCAUCUACGUUUGUCUUCUUGUUUUCUGACUCCAAUUGUGCUAAUUGAGUCUCUCAAUAAUGGGCUUGAACAGAUAUUAACAGCUUAAAAACAAGAUGCAAACGGAUGUGUAAGAAAUCACUUCACUCUUGCCGGGCGACUAAUACACAUGCCUUUGACUCAGAGGAACACUCGAUUAGGACGUCAUAAACUAAUCAACCCAUAUAUCGGUGUGAGUCCGCGAUACACUUCUUUAACAUUCGAGAGUUGCCUCGUUUGGUGCGAUGGAAGCAGAAGCAUUCGCAGGCAUGGUAAAGAAUCGGACCCUGGCAGCUUCAUCGGUGCGCUUCGAGGAAUUCUCUGUAGCAACAUUGGUGACGAUUAAGGUGUUCGGAUAGCGUUUCUUGCCAAAAGCUCUGGUCGUAUCGAGAAGACUUCGUCGGACGUGAUAUCCACCUGUAACCGCUUCCAUCCGUCAUCAGAGUUGAUUUUGGAGUUACAAGCCGACGGUUGACUGAAUAACCAAAAUUGACAUGUAUCCGGGGAGGAUAUAAGUAUGCUGCCCAUUGGCAUUCCGACUCUCACCAAAGCAUACUCAGUUCCUCUUCCUCUUCUAACCCUUUCUCAAUCAUGUCAGCCUUCCAACUGCCCAAUACUCAGUCUCUUCGUUCAAAGACGUUCAAGUCCACUCACUCCUUACUUGCAGGGGGAAACGUCGCCUUGCCGGAAGUAUACGAUUGGAUUGCAGAGAGUAGUCCCGAGCAUCCCCUGUUCGUGUACCACGACAAUGUUGAAGAUGCCCUUCAUACUAUCACAUGGCGUGAAGCCAAUAGAGGCUUCAACCGUGCGGCGCACUACUUCGCCAAGUGGGUUGACCCUCAGGACAAGCAGGCGGCGGCGGCACCGCCCGUCGUCGCCCUCCUUGCCUCUUCAGAUUCUAUCACGUACUUUUCUUCCAUUGUUGGCAUCCUCCGUGCUGGCUUCACUGCGUUCUUGGUUUCGCCUCGAAAUGGUCCGGAUGCUUUGGCUUACCUCCUUCGCACGACGCAGUCUCGCGUCCUCUUCACGAGUGUCGAGUUCGGAGUCCAGGCUCUCGCUGAGAAGGCCCUUGCCAUUCUCUCAAGCUCUACGAAGGAGGGACCUCUCAUAAUUCCCAAUCACCCAAUGCCAACGUUCGAGGACCUGUAUUCGUUACAAGGAGGUGCCUCUUUAGACAUUUUCCCGAAGAGAAAGCACGAUUUAGAUGCGCCUGCUUGCAUUCUCCAUUCCUCUGGUACAACGGCCUUUCCUAAGCCCAUAACCUGGUCCCACCAUGCUAUGGUUCAGUCUUGCCGCACACCUUAUUACGGUGAGAUCGAUUUCACCGGGCUGACUUUGGGCUGCCAUGGUCUUCCUGUGUACCAUGCCAUGGGCUUGUUACUCCUCAGCUUUGCGUCUUCCUCUGGAGCAAUUGUGUCUGUCUUCAGACCCCAGUCUCCGGCUGUGGUGGCUACACCAGACAACGUGUUCGAGGGUGCAAUCAAGAAGAAGAAUGAUAUACUGUGUGCUGUGCCAUCGUUACUCGAGGAUUGGGCAAAGGACCCGGAGAAGGUCGCGUUUUUGAAGACCUUGAAGGGUACUCUAUAUGGAGGCGGUCCGCUUUCGCAGACUGUGGGUGACUAUCUGGCAGCAGCAGGUGUAACUGUCUUCCAAUGUUACGGCCUGACUGAGACUGGCGGCUUGAAUCUCUUCCUUCCCCACGAAGUUGGCAAGCAUUGGGAUUAUAUUAGACCCAAUCCCCAGGCAAAUGUCGAGUUUGUUUCCCGCGAAGAAGGGAAGUUCGAAUUGGUCACAUUCGCUAAUGAACAAUGGGCUCCGAUGGUCGUCAAUACGGAGUUGAACGGUCGCCCUGCAUACGCCACGAGCGAUUUGUUCAUCCCUCAUCCUACGAAGCCAGGAUAUUGGAAGAUCUUUGCAAGAACUGAUGAACAGAUUAUGCUUUCCACGGGUGAAAAGACAAACCCGGUACCACUAGAGAAGAUUUUGCUCGAGGACCCUCAUGUUCAAGGCGCGAUUAUGUUUGGCCGAGGCAGGCCCCACAACGGAGUCCUGAUUGAGCCGAAGGCAGGGUACAACUUCGAUUCACGAGACCACACGAAGCUAGCACAGUUCAGGAACCUAAUCUGGCCAACUGUAGAGCGCAUGAAUGACUAUGCUCCUCAACAUUCGAGGCUAUUCAAGGAGAUGAUUGUCAUUACCUCUUCCUCUAAGCCGUUUAGUUACACUGCAAAGGGCUCGACGCGUAGAGGAACCGUUCUCAGUGACUAUGAAGAGGAAAUCAAUGCGUGCUACGAUGAAGUCGAGAAAUCUGCCAAUAUAGACACCACCGCUUUGGACAAUCUCGAGCCGGAAUCUAUUCGGGGCUUCAUUCGGCAAGUUGUUACAGAUGUCAUGGAUAAGGAAGUCGCGGAUGACGUCGAUAUUUUCCAAUGCGGAUGCGAUAGUUUGCAAGCUACUUGGAUCCGUAACAAGAUCCUGAUGGCUGUCAAGACCCACGAUUUGAAUGCCUCCAGGAAACUCUCUCCCAACUUCGUAUAUCAAGCUCCAACCAUUGUCGGUCUCACCCAAUUGGUCCUCAACGUCCUCAAAGCCCCUGCCAACGGAGAUGCCGAUCCUACCGCCGCCCGUAUUCGUGAACUCCAGGAUGCAGUCAAGCGAUUGACUCAAUCUUUCCCUGCUCGACCAACAAACCUUCGCGAGCGAUCGGAAGCUGGUGAUGUCAUUCUGCUCACUGGCACCUCUGGUGGAUUGGGAUGCAAUAUGUUGGCUCACAUGACCAAGGACCCUACCGUGCGAAAGGUAUAUGCGUUCAACAGGCCCUCGGACAGGGCUGUGGAGCGUCAAGUGGAUGCGUUCGUCAAGCAAGGUGUGCUGGCGGAUUCCUUGCGACGUCCCAAGUACCAACUUGUGGAAGGGGACUUGAGCAAGCCAUUUUUCGGUCUUGAUGCGGCUCUUUAUGAAGAGAUCAGAGACUCCGUUACACACAUCAUCCAUAAUGCAUGGCCCGUUGACUUCAACCUCAACCUUGUCUCCUUCGAGAAACAUUUGCAAGGGACUCGUAAUCUGGUCGACUUCGCCCUGUCUUCUCCAUUCGUCGAGGCUCCGAGGGUGAUGUUCAUCAGCAGUAUAGGCAUGUUCAGACAUCCAAAGUCCAGAGGUAUCGCUCCUGAGGAACUAGUUGACGAUCCCUCUGUGCCUAUCGGACAAGGAUAUGCGGAAUCCAAGUGGGUUGGCGAACAUAUUCUGGCUGAAGCGACAAAACACACUGGCUUGCCGACCGUCUCUGUCCGGGUUGGUCAGCUCUCGGGAAAUCGUGUUGGCUACUGGAACGAGAGGGAGUGGUUCCCUUCGCUCGUCAAGUCCGGUGUUUUCGUUGGUUGUCUUCCCGACGUCCCAGGAGUCGGGCCUGUCUCUUGGUUGCCCUUGCAUAAUGCUGGAGAGGCUACAGCUCAAAUGCGUCACAGUCCAUACCCCACCCUCCACCUGGUCAACCCAAAGUUGAACCCUUGGCGCACAUUCCUCGAGCCUAUCGCUAACGAAUUAGGUGUACCCCUCGUGCCUUACAACACUUGGUUGUCCAAGUUGGAGGACAGUUUGAAGGACCCCAGUCUGUCUGAAGUGGAGCAUCUCAAGCGCAACCCCGCAUUGCGCCUGCUCGAGAUGUUCAAGCAUGCCGACCUCAGCGAGGACAUUGAGCCUCCUGGUCUCAUCAGGUUGGCCACCGUGAAGUCCACUGAAGUCGCCCCUUCUUUAAAUCACGCUGAUAUGUCUAGAGAGACGGCGAAAGGGUGGGUGGUUGCUUGGAGGGCAUCAGGAUUCUUGCCAGCUACUGCCUGAGAAGGAUGAUCGGACAUUUUUGCCAUAGAUUUUCUACUUAUAGAUUUGCUACCUAGAGGUUCAUUGACAGAACAACUCGUUUGCUGUCCGGCACAAUGAUAAUUGUUGUUGGCUUAUUGUCCUGUCGGAGCUUGGAUUGAUACCUUGCCACGAGUUCCGACACUGAUGAGCUUCCGUCUUCCAAGACGCCGAGAGCCAGGCCAACUUUGAAGGAAGAUUGCUCAAUAAGGCCACUUUAAGAGGCCAUUUCGGAGUCGAUGAAGAGUAAUAUCAUUGAGUCAAUAAAUAUCAUGCAACGAACCACUGUCAGCAUGAGGAGUGGCAGUACAUGUGGUGAACGUCGUCUGCGUCGACGACUACCCGAAGCCUCGAGCCGUUGCAGCCUUCUUUACAUCAGACACCAUCACUUGGACUUGCAGGUCUGUCACGUUUUGUAGGUAAGCAGUUUGACUUAUGAGUGUUCAUGGAUUCCGAGUCGAUCAAUGUGCAGAGAUUUAUAUUGAAGAGAUACGUAGGGAUAUACCCUCCCAGGUCGGCGAUAACCAUGAUGCCUCUCAAGGCGUCGAGUUUUAAAAUAGGUUAGACUUGCAGCUAGUAUAGUCGGCUCGAUGAUCUUAUUGGUCUGCAAGCGAUGAAACUGUAAUAAAUCUUCGUGAAUCCAGGGAAUGCAGGUUUAUAAGACCUUUGUGUGCAAGAUGAAGCCCAGCUCAAGCCAUGCUUACUAUUCUACGUUUGAAAUGACUC
Messenger RNA from Somion occarium, 4905 nucleotides. NCBI's taxonomy places the organism in Eukaryota, Fungi, Basidiomycota, Agaricomycetes, Polyporales, Cerrenaceae. The record is from the annotation of a GenBank genome assembly.